CUUUAUCCUCCAACAAAUUGACAUUUCCAAUUUACCACAGACUAGUUCACACAGAAUGUGGGUGACAUCUUUGUGUAUAGUUUGCAGAUAGAGGCUAUAGUGCCAAAGAUGAGGACAACCAAACGCGUCAGAUUACGCAAUUUAAAAUUCCUAAUCUCCUCCCUGGAAAAUGAGAGAUGCUGGAUUAAAGGAGGGAGUUAGCUGGAGACCGGGGGGAAACCCGUGAAAGAAGGCGGUUGUUAGAGAUUACUGGCCAAAGGAUUGUUUUACGACCCAAAUACUUUGUGUGCUGCAGCUUGGCAAGACGCCACCAGGAAUAUCAGAGUAUGGAUUCAGUAUGUGGUUGUGUCAGAAGUGAGAUUCAUCUUGGACCUUUGGAAUAUAGGCAAUCGUUGUUUAAUUGUUGAUUAGUUGCUGAUUUUCACCAGAAUUUGCAGCGUCAAGCAGCAACACAUGUCCUCACUGUUCCUGACGCGUUUGCUGAUGUGUUCUCUGUGUGAUGAAGCGUUAACGCCUGGGAAAAGCAGGUACAAAGAAUAUGUGGUCGUGAAAAUCAAGAGAGAGACAGAUAACUCAGUUAUAGUUGUAUCACAUUGAAACCACUUCACACAGACAAAAACAUGGAGUACUAUUAAAAGAUGGCAGUAAAGAGAACAUUAGGAAAGCUCACUACUGGCCCUCAGGUGCCCCCGGUGAGUUAUUUCUGUAUUCCUGUGAUAUAUCAGCCUUGUGACGUCUUCUUGUCCUUCGUGUCACAUGUUCCUCUCUUUCAGCAGAAGGAGGGGAACAUGAAAGCUGAUUUGGAGGCUUCUCUUCCUGCUGGACAGCAGGAUUUCGCAAUCCAGUGCCGAGAUGUGUGCCGGUCGUACGGCAAACUGAAGGUCCUCAACAACCUCAACCUGACUGUGCCACAGGGACACAUUUAUGGUCUUUUGGGGCCCAGUGGAUGUGGGAAGACAACGCUUCUGAAAUGCAUUGUGGGAACUCUGAAAAUCUCCCGGGGUCACAUCAGCGUGUUGGGGAAGCCACCUGCGUACCCCGGACAUGACGUGCCAGGGAAGAUGGUCGGGUACAUGCCGCAGGAGCUGGCGUUGUACAGCGAGUUCACCAUCAGUGACACCCUCACCUUCUUCGGCCGAAUCCACGGCCUGACGUCGAAGGAAAACCAGGCACGCACGAACUUCCUCAUAGACUUCCUGGAUCUACCUCAGAAGCACAGUCUGGUCCGAAAUCUCAGUGGCGGUCAGAAGCGCAGGGUGUCUCUCGGAGCGGCUCUGCUUCAGAAUCCAGAGCUGCUCAUCCUGGACGAACCAACAGUCGGAGUGGACCCUGUGCUCAGGGCUAAGAUCUGGCAGCAUCUGGUGGAGAUUGUGAAGACGGGGAAAGUCUCUGUCAUCAUCACCACGCACUACAUCGAGGAGGCCAGGCAAGCCAAUGUGGUCGGACUCAUGAGGAACGGCCGUCUGCUGGCUGAAGGACCUCCAGACGCAGUCAUGAAGCAGCACAAUGCAACUACGCUGGAGCACGCCUUCCUGCAGCUGUGCGAGACGUCGGACCAGAUCGGCUCUAAGCGAGAGGGCAGUCCGCAGGGGGGGCCGCUGGAGAACAGCCAAUCGUUCGAGAGCGGGCGGGACGAGAGUCGGCCAAUCCUCGCACUCGAACCUGGAGCUGCGGAGGAAAUCCCCAAAUAUUCAGCGGACUGGAAGGUGCGAGCCAGACACGUUCUGCCCAAGUGGAGAAACAUCGCCGCCCUGAUGAUCAAGACAAUGGUGCGGAUGAAGAGAAUGCCAGGCUCGCUGUGUUUCCAGUUCUUGCUGCCCGUCAUCCAGGUCUCUCUGAUCUGUUUGUGCAUUGGAGGAGACCCAAAGGGGAUCCAGGUUGCCGUGGUAAACAACGAGACCUCGCCCUCCGCUUACAGCCAAUCCUUGCUCUCCUUCCUGGACAACUCCAGCGUGCACCAGGUGCACUUGUCCCAUACGGAUGCUUUCGAUGGGAUCUACAACGGAGAGUACUGGGGAGUCAUCAGCUUUGGCAAGAACUUCACCAGCUACCUGACGAAAAGGAUGAUGCAGCGGCAGGUCUCCAGAGAGGUGGUUGAUGGAGGAUCAGUGCACGUCUGGCUGGACCUGACAAAUCAACAGAUCGGCCUGAUGCUGCAGAAGAAACUACACGAGGCCUUUCAGACCUUUGUGGAGAAUAAGUUGGGCAGUAUGUCGUACCUGGUCGCGCUGCCAAUAAAGUUAGAAGAGCCGGUUUACGGCAGCCAAAACACAGACUUCUCUACGUUCGUGAUGCCGGGAGCUGUGCUCAGUAUCACCUUCUACCUGGCCGUGGGUCUGACAGCGCUGUCCUUCGUCCUGGAGAGGAAGGAGGGGCUUCUGGACCGGUGCUGGGUCGCAGGUGUGAGCUCCCUGGAGACGAUGCUGGCUCACCUCUUCUCUCAGCUGUUUGUCAUCAGCGUUCAGAUCAUCCUGCUGCUGCUCUUCAUACUGCUCGUCUUCAAGAUGCCUAACGAAGGCUCCCUGGUGCUGGUCAUAGUUAUGAUCGUGCUGCAGGGCAUCACCGGCAUCUCCUUCGGCCUCGUCAUCUCAGCCGCAAUCGACGACGAGCAGAAUGCCAACCAGGCCGCCCUGGGCGUCUUCUACCCCAACCUCAUCAUCAGCGGUAUCAUCUGGCCUGUGGAGUGUAUCCCGUAUCCUCUCCGCUACAUCAGCCUGGCUCUCCCUCAGACCUACGCCUCUGAAGCCCUUCGCUGUAUCAUGUACAGAGGUUGGGGUCUGUCUCGCAUGAUGGUGUGGCGAGGCUUCGCCGUCACCCUGGGCUGGAACACUCUCUUCGUCAUCCUGGCCACGGUCAUCUUAAAGCUGAGGACGUGACAGCCUCGGCCCAGAGAAGCUUCUUCAGCGCGGGGGACAGAGCCGGCACGUGGAGCCCGGGAGCGACUCCCCUGGGGCCUCCAGUCUGUGUGAAGUGGGGGCGGCGGAGAGCGGCGGGAGGGAGGGGGUCGCCGUGGUGCAAAUGAACUGAUGAGGUUGAUCCAUCAGCCUCCCUCCUCCAGCUGUCAGAUUCUUUGGCCUGCGUGAGUGAAAGUUCCAGAAGGCUGCACGUAGAAGCACACAAGUACCCGCACAAUAUGGAUAGUGUUUACUCCGAUAGUUUUAUUUCUCUUCUAUGUGCAGCUUGUUGGAACUUCUCACCCCCAGAAUAGCCCCCCCCCCCCCCCCCGUAAGACGGUGGAUUUGUCUGUGCAGUAUUUGUUGCCUGCCAUAUAUUUGCAUUACAGAGAAUGUUUAUAAAUGUGAAAAUGAGUUUCAGCACAAAAAACAUGAUUAAAGGAAAAGAAGUUUCUCAGUUUGCUUCAGACGGAGAGGAUCGCUGUCGCAUCAUGCCGUGGGAACCCUGAAGCGCCUUAGUGCUGAUCGCUUCAUAUUGUGCAGGGAAGUCUCACCCGCUCAGGCUUCCCACAGCGACCGUAUCUCCUCGUGUUGCAUUUUAAGUCUGUGUUCACAUUUACGUGCGUCCUGUCUGGUGUGUGACAGGAAGUGGGUAACUCGCGUUACCAGGUGCUCGGCCGAACAGACGUCGUUCUCGGUUCAGUUUGGUGAAGUUCUUCAGAACUUGUUGUUUGGUGCCUGGAGAAAAAAAAGGGUUGGUUUGAUGUUGGUGUUGGAAAAGUAUUGUUAUUGUUUUUGUAUUACUCUCCACUUUGCUGGACAGAGUGGACUCAGAGGUCAGAGGUCAGAGGUCAAGCCUCCUGCAAAAUAUGUUGUUUUUUUUGUUUUUUUUACACAAAAGUUUCAAACUACUCGCACGUUAUUCUUUCUUUAUGACUCUUGCAGCAACAAUAACAUGAAGUAAAAGCACACAGGAGUAACGCUGCUCUGGAGUCAACAUGUCAUGGAGAUGUGGGGAUGUUGCAUUGUGGGAAAGGGAAGCAAAAUCCAGUCAUGUAGUUGGAUUAUAGUGGGAGCGUUGACUUUACUUUAAUAACACACAAGAACAUGUUUUGUUUUUAAACCAGCUCGAGUCAGAUGAGGGGAUUUUCUCAGGUGAUACAAAUAUGUUGAUGAAACAUUGGAAAAGCUAAUUACAAAAAAGUAACCAAAUGAUUAGAGAACGAUAACCCGUCUGUUCAUUUCUUUGCAUUGUACUCAUCUCUCUCUGAGCGUUUCGCCAUUUUAAAGGAAUAGUUACACAUUUAUUUUGAAAAUACACACAUUUGCUUUCUUGUCAAGAGUUAGAUGAAAAGAUCAACAUCACUCAUGUCCGCUACUGUAAAUAUGAAGAUACAUGUACAACCAGUUAGCUUAGCUUAGCUUAGCUUAGCUUAGCUUAGUUUAGCUUAGCUUAGCAUGACUGUAAACAGUCUUCUCGUCUAACUCUCAGCAUGAAAGAUGUUUUUCCAAGUUCUGCUGUCGGCCACAUAUUCCAGCAUGUUGUGUUUAGAUUGCUACGCCGUUGCAGUGCCGGUAAUGCCCAGUUAUAUUAAUGUACUGAAAAAUAUAUGUGGAUAAAUAAUUAAUCUGAAUGACUGUACAUCCCUCUGAUUGGUUUGGGUGACGGUAAAGUUGUGUGUUUCAGUAGCGCGUGUGUGUGUCGGAUGUCUCUCCUUCAGAGAGAGUUCCCUGCGCUGUACAUCUGCUGCUCUUCUUGUUGCUCUGCUGUAUAUUCAUCAGUGUUCCCGUCACACACUUUAAGGGACAUUGUGUUGUUGGAAGUCGGAGAGCCAAACUGUGAGGAUAUAUCGUUCUGUUUAUAUUCUUACCUUGACAGAAAGUUGACUCUAACAGAAUCCCGUCACACAAUAAUGUAGGAUUUAUAGAUGUAGUUUGAAAUGGUGCUCAAUCUUUGGUCGAAUCGGUUCCCCUUACGUGAAACAUUGACAUUAUUUAGGACACUUUAUGUUAUUUUUUGGGCUUUAAUCGGGCUUGUAGUUUUUCUUUGGCGGAGAUGAUGAUUCCUACAGUAAGAACGUUUGGAGCUUUAAAGUGAAUCCUUCUGAAAUAUGUUCUUCAUUUAGUUUAAGGUAAUCCGAACUGUACAUGCAGCCUGAUGUGGUUAAUAUUGGAAUAUUGCAGUUCAUGUAAACACGUGUUAUGACUUCCUCUCUGCUCCAGUCAUCUACCUCCUCUGUCUCCUCUGUCUCUCCUCAAAGGGCAUGAACAUUUCCACUCCUGUGUUGUGACAUGUACGCACCAUGAUGGCUUCGAUGAACUUCUUUUCAUGUAUUUUGAAAGAAUAAACCUCGUUGAGAAAUCC
Messenger RNA from Cottoperca gobio, 5259 nucleotides. It is a transcript of the gene abch1, whose product is annotated as ATP-binding cassette, sub-family H, member 1. Gene Ontology annotation, cellular component: ATP-binding cassette (ABC) transporter complex; membrane. The transcript is spliced from 19 exons. Gene Ontology annotation, molecular function: ATP binding; ATP hydrolysis activity; ABC-type transporter activity. Bases 639 to 2876 code for a protein of 745 amino acids. The record is from RefSeq and is a predicted model, not a curated record. Gene Ontology annotation, biological process: transmembrane transport. NCBI's taxonomy places the organism in Eukaryota, Metazoa, Chordata, Actinopteri, Perciformes, Bovichtidae.